Coregonus sp. 'balchen' is the source of this 36545-nucleotide messenger RNA. Lineage: Eukaryota; Metazoa; Chordata; Actinopteri; Salmoniformes; Salmonidae. The record is from the annotation of a GenBank genome assembly.
AUGGCCCAACCCGACCCAGACUCACCAGGUUCUGAGUAGGGCCCUUAUGUUCACAACUGGGUGAUGAAUGGGGAUUAAAAUGUUGUGUUUAUUUAGGGAGUUAAUCAUAGUGUUGGAAUAACAUCAUAUGGAUGACCUCAUGUCAUGAGAUGUAGAGAGGACUGUUUCACUGCGGUGUUGACAUUGACCUAAUCCUUUUCCAUUAUCUUCGUCCAUUUGAGUCAAGGUGCUAAUUGUCUAAGCCUUGUCAAGUUGACUAAGGUAGAAACUCUGUCAACCAGACAGGUUUGCAUUGAAGAGCUCCCUGACCUGCGAAAUUCAGGCCAUUAUUACAACCCACUGUUUUAUGUCAUCAGAUGUAGUGCUUUCUCAUUCUUCAGUUUCCUCAGUUGCUGUUCUAAGUCGCUGGUGUUUAAUGAAGUCUCAACGCUUGUGAGUGUGACACUCAAUGCCUGUGGCUAAGCUGCCCAUUAAUAAUUUGUUUCUUAUGAACAUAGAUUUGAGAUCUUGCUGUAGGGGAAUGAGCUGUUCAGUUUAACUGAAUAGGCUUUGUCCAUCCUUUUGUUGGAGACCAAAUGUAGUCAGGCAUUUGAUGUCACAUCAUUGACUUGCAGGGCUCUACGCUGACCUUUUUGUUUUACAAGGAUGACGUGUGUGCCUAAAUUGUAAAGUGUAGGUGCACAUAAAGACAUUUAGGAGCACAAUGAAAAAUGUCAGGUAAUAAAGCUAGAAUCCUUAAUUUUUCUAGGUACACUGGUGCUCCUUAAUUAAAAUUACAGGUCGUAGAGCAAAAUAUUUAGCCUUAUAUGCGAGUAAAAUCGUCGCCACUGUAGAGCCCUGCCUUAAUGCUUUUUUUCUAUGGUCUGAAACUCCCUAAACAUGGAUAAAGUUGUGAAACAAAACCCUUUUAAAUCAGUCAUUAGAUCAGCUAUUAAUCAGUUUAACUAAAUUGCAAAAGUUUAGGCUACAAGUGGAACAGAAAUCUGAUCUUUUGUUUUUGAUUUGCUGAAAACCUUGGCCACUGUAGGCUAAGCCAGGUUGGGGCUAUUGCUUGCAGGGUUGCUUGUUGUGAAAGUUUGGGUAUAUAGCUGGGUUAUAGCCUAUAGCCUCCAGUUAACACACCAUAGAGUUAUUCUACUGUAGGCCAGCUAAUAGUGAGCUGGUUCGAGUAUUGUAGAGUAGUUGCCCCAGUUGUGGCGUUAGGCCUCAUAAUAUACCUUCUAUUAAUGAUUUUCUUCUUUCUCUCUAGGAUGGCUUGGACGCGUUGGUGUACGACCUUGACUUUCCAGCCUUGAGGAAAAACAAAAGCAUCGACAACUUUUUGAAUAGAUGUAAGUAACUAGCCCAUACGAGGAUAUUUUCCCCGUUUGUCCUCCUUCCUUUGUGCAGAAUCUGCCAUGUAGAACAGACACACCAGUGUUUCCCCUAGGAUUUUUUUCAGCAGUGGUGGCAAAGUUGCCGUUGGUUGGGGUGGUGGUGGGCGUGGCCAAUGGCGCAAUCUCCCGACCAACAUUUUUAGAGGCCCUCCUCUUGGCUGCAGAGACACAAUUUAGCUGUUUUAAAGCACAUUUUCUGCAAUUCUACACAUUUUGCCAUGGCUUAUGGCAUGUUGUUAUACUAUCUGAGUGACUCAAACAUUAUAACAACAAAAUCAAUGGGGGCCCCAUAACAAUUUUAGAUUCUCCUUGACUGUCGUUUUUAUUUUGGUGAUUUAGUUCUCAGAUUAUAUUAUUAAAAAAAGAUAUAGCUCCAUUAUCUUUUCUAUAUGUUUUAUCUGGCUUUAGUCGUUUAAUUUUACACUGUUUGAAUCUUUUUUUUUGAGUCGCGACAACGAUUUAGCAGUGGCGGCAGGAGAGAGUGGAGGCUGUUUUUGGGUCACUGCCUCACCUCUAUCCAGGCCCGGGUAUAAUUGUGUCUGAAGCUUAGCCCACUCAGGGUCCCCAACAAAGGGGCUUUCAUGAGUAGCUGGUGACCCACAUGGUGUCUAUCAUGACGGGUUCCCUUCUUCACCACUACACCCCCUAUGACUGUGGAACUUAUGGAGGCUAUGGCAUUUUUACACAUGGACUCUUGUCAUCCGUGUUAGUAUAUCUAUGUUAACAAUUCUUCACAAACUGUUCAUCGUAUUAGAAACAAACUAUUUGUUCAAUUAGUCUUGUUGGUACUUUUUUCACGUUCAGCUAGGGCUGGGCGAUAUUCCAUAUUUUACUAUAUACCGGUAUUCUUGCACAGACCGGUUUGGGUUUUUACUUGACCUUCUAUAAUGGUAUUUUUAAUGUUAAAAAAAAUAAAAGGUUAUACACAAGUCCAGUGCGUGUAAUGUCAGUUUUUAUAGUUUACUCCAUCUGCUAUUUGUCACCUUUCCCCCUCCUGCUGCAUGCCCCCUCCCACACCAAGCCCUGCCCUCUCCCACACCAAGGCCUGCCCCCUCCCACACCAAGCCCUGCCCUCUCCCACACCAAGCCCUGCCCUCUCCCACACCAAGCCCUGCCCCCUCCCACACCAAGCCCUGCCCCCUCCCACACCAAGCCCUGCCCCCUCCCACACCAAGCCCUGCCCCCUCCCACACCAAGCCCUGCCCCCUCCCACACCAAGCCCUGCCCCCUCCCACACCAAGCCCUGCCCCCUCCCACACCAAGCCCUGCCCUCUCCCACACCAAGUCCUGCCCCCUGUCACUCAAGGAGAGAGCAGCUGCUCAACCAGGUAGUCAUGAGCACUUUCUUGCCAUUCACUCUGCAGGCUUCAUGGUCAGAUAGAUGCAACACGAUGUUGGUGACUAGUGAUGGGCAUUUGAAAUGAUUUCAGCAUUUGAAUAAUAUAAUGAUAUCCAGAUAGUCGAAAUACAUGUGUUUUUUUUUUAUUGUUAUGAUUAUAUAGAUUUUUUUACUUCAAUGUAAACUUGCUCAUGCGACUCAAGAGGUAGCCGGUAGUGGUGCGGGGGUCAGUUGUUUGUUCACCCGCCUGCAAUUGCUAAUAACCCAUCCGCAACCACCUGACUGAAAAUCUGAGGCCCGCAGCCAACCCUAACCCGCAAAUAUAGAAAAUGUGCUACAGAGACUACAGAAUGAUUUUUUGACAGGGGGUGCAGGAUUUUGUUUUGCCAUUUAGAUAUGUUUCUGCUUAUAAUUUCAGACAUUUUGGUAGGCUAUUUGUUAGUCAACUUGUCUAUAAUUAGAUACAUGUUGCUUCUCUUUUGUCAUUAUAUGUUGCCCUAGAAGACUAAAUAAACCCUUGCUCAGCAGAAUAAUGUGGUUGAAAUACUAUCAGCUUUUAUGAAGAAGACAGCACCUCUACAGAUCGUAUCUAACUGAGCAUUGCAUUCUCUCAAGAUGCAGAAAUAAAUAAAUGAUUUUUCCUAGGGGCUAUAGCCCUAUUCACACGGGACUAAUAUUACUAGAGAACGUUGGUUAUGUAUUUAUUACCCCAGAAUGUCCGUUAUUCCAGAGGACGGUUCGGACGGGAUACGUUUUUUCCAAACUGGCCCCUGUAAUUUUUUUCUUUAUAUAUAUAUAUAUAUAUAUAAAUUGACAGUUAUAUAUAUAUAUAUAUAUAUAUAUAUAUAUAGCUGUAGCUCAGUUGGUAGAGCAUGGCGCUUGCAACGCCAGGGUUGUGGGUUCGUUUCCCACGGGGGGCCCAGUAUGAAAAAUGUAUGCACUCACUAACUGUAAGUCGAUCUGGAUAAGAGCGUCUGCUAAAUGACUCAAAUGAAAAUGAUGGAAGCCUGGAGGUUUUUUUUUGUAAGUGUGAAGAUGUUUCAACCAGUCCAGGCGAUAACAGACUACACUGAUAACUCGAGCUUGGUUCCCAAGUUUCUAAACCCUACCAAACCGUCUUUGGUAUAGUGUCGCCAUAAUAUUUUAAUUGAGGAAGUGUGAUCAUAAUCAUUAGGCUAUUUUAGCGAUCCGCAGUUGAAGACAUCCUAAAUGACCCCCAGCCUUCAGAUGUGAGCUAAACCGCUAACUUGCACUUGAUAUGCGUUUUUAGGCUAUGGAUGAGAAAGUGAACUUUUUCCAAACGUUUAGCUCAGUUGUAUGCUGCUUUGCGAUCUAUUAACAGCAAGGUUUGCAUUAAAUAGGUGCAAUCUUUUUUUAUGAUGCAUAUGGCGAUGUUCAAUUCAUUCGCACAAAACGUAUAAACAAAAGUAUUCACUGUGAAAGUUGAUACAUGUAGGCCCUUCAUAUAUAGGCUAUGCGCAGCAUUUCGUUCAAUUGAUCGAAUCAGUUAUAGUUUUCUUGCUCAAAUAUCGAGCAACACCUGUAAAACUCAGACAUUUUUCUCAAAACACAAGGAUGUCGAUUCGCACAGGACUGGUAUUAUCAGAGGACUUUGGAGUUUGCAAAAAAACAGUAGGUUAUUCUGGUUAGUCAUUGUCCAGAUUUCAAUUUCCAUUUAACCCAUCUAAACAGUAGGCUACAGUUUCCUUGACAUGCCAUAGGCCUGAAGUCCCGUCUUGUGACUGUCGAAUUUGUAUAGCGCCUCACAAUCAUGCUCUUUUACCACUUCAAAUAUUUUCCGAACAUUUUCUGGCCCUCCCUUCUCUUUAUUUUUGACUCUCCUUUCACAGCAUUUGUCUUAUUGAAUUGAAGUUCGACAAUGCCCUUUUUGCCUCGGUGGCUUGAUGUUAAUUUUUUCUGCCGGUUCCCAAAUGCAUUAUUUGGCGAUUGGCUGUGUAGGCAAUUUGACACACGUACAGUUAAACCCUAAAGUUUAGGUUUAUGCACUAAUACCAGAUAGCCUGAAAUAAUGAAAGAAAAACCCUCAAUGUAGACUAUAUACAUUGCACAAUAAUUAUACAUUUUAUGGAUUUUUAAAGGUAUUGUUUCUCUUUAUUCAACCCACCCACCCGCCCUACAGCUACACAAUAUUUAAUGACCCUAAACACAUCCAACCGACGGAUAUAACCGCAGGCACUGCGGGUUAUGAGUCAACCCGCGCAUCACAAGGAGCUGCUGCGCUGCGCUCUGCUUGUUUCAGCAGAAGGUGGGGGAGGGGCGACAGAGGAGCAGGGACUGGUGUGUGUAUGACGCUGUAAUCCAUAGCGGUGAAACUACCACGCCCGUUUUAGGAUAUUACAACAACAAAGACUUACUUAAAACAACAAAGUUUUUUCCCCCUCGGACAUCAUUGCACAUCAUUGUGCGAUAGAACAGCAGAGUAUUUACUAGAAAAAUAUUUACCACGAUGCUGGAUGCUCCUCUGCUCCGUUUUCAUAAACAAAACAAUAACAAAUGGGCCUGGGGCGACCAGUGGCGCUGUUUCACCUUAUGCGGAUCUCAGCUUUAAAAUGCUUCUACAAAUGUAUGUUAAUCCCAUUUUUUUAUAUCAUUUCUCAAGUAGGGAUCAUGUUCUUUACUUUCUUGGAACCAUGAAACUGUAACUGCUGGAAAUUACUGCAUCAAAAUGUUCUGAUUUUAAUAGUCCUUGGCUUUAUUUUUAGGUCAGUUGAACUCGGAUGCAGCUGGGCUCCCCCCUUUUCCAUGCAUUCUUGUGCCAGUUGUGACCCAUGUGAAUAAAUAAAUUGUUCUGUUCAGCUUUGACCAUAUUUGGCUGAAUACUACCUUCACCAGGUAGUAUCUCAAAAACGUGUCUGAGACAGCUAAAUCGUGGCCAAAAUGGUGUAUAGUGUAGAGUGAAACACUGUAGUGCAGUCAGCGGAAAGAGGUUUCCUUCACUGCUUUAUCUGCCAGAAAACACAAAUACUUUGAGACUGUAUGCCAACCAAAUGUAGAGAGCGUGUCAAAAGCACUGGUCAAAGUAGGGCCUAACUGGUGUGUAUGCAACAAGUUCUAGUUUAUUGACAUUUACAUUUUAGUCAUUUAGCAGACCCUCUUAUCCAGAAUGACUUAUAGGAGCUUGCUCAAGGACACAUCAACAGAUUUGUCACCUAGUCGGCUCUGCGAUUCGAACCAGCAGCCUUUUGGUUACUGGCACAACGCUCUUAACUGCUAGGCUACCUGCCGCUCUAUAUAUAGUGCAUUCGGAAAGUAUUUAGACCCUUUGACUUUUACACAUUUUGUUACGUUACAGCCUCAUUCUAAAAUUGAUUCAAUUGUUUUUCCCCAUCAUCAAUCUACACACAAUACCCCAUAAUUACAAAGCAAAAACAGUUUUUUAGAAAUGUUUGCAAAUUUAGCAAAUAAUUAAAACGGAAAUAUCACAUUUACAUAAGUAUUCAGACCCUUUACUCAGUACUUUGUUGAAGCAUCUUUGGCAGUGAUUACAGCCUUGAGUCUUCUUGGGUAUGACGCUACAAGCUUGGCACACCUGUAUUUGGGGAGUUUCUCCCAUUCUUCUCUGCAGAUCCUCUCAAGCUCUGUCAGGUUGAAUGGGGAGCGUCGCUGCACAGCUACUUUCAGGUCUCUCCAGAAAUGUUUGAUCGGGUUCAAGUCCUGGCUCUGGCUGGGCCACUCAAGGACAUUCAGAGACUUGUCCCGAAGCCACUCCUGCGUUGUCUUGGCUGUGUGCUUACGGUUGUUGUCGUGUUGGAAGGUGAACUUUCGCCCCAGUCUGAGGUUCUGAGCGCUCUGGAGCAGGUUUUCAUCAAGGAUCUCUCUGUAAUUUACUGUGUUAAUCUUUCCCUCGAUUCUGAAUAGUCUCCCAGUCCCUGCCGUUGAAAAACAUCCCCACAGAAUGAUGCUGCCACCACCAUGCGUCACUGUAGGGAUGGUGCCAGGUUUCCUCCAGACGUGACGCUUGGUAUUCAGGCCAAAGAGUUCAAUCUUGUUUUCAUCAGUCUGAGAGUCCUUUAGGUGCCUUUUGGCAAGCUCCAACUGGGCUGUCAUGUGCCUUUUACUGAGGAGUGGCUUCCUUCUGGCCACUCUACCAUAAAGGCCUGAUUGGUGGAAGGCUCUCCCAUCCACACAGAGGAACUCUGGAGCUCUGUCAGAGAGACCAUCGGGUUCUGGGCACCUCCCUGACCAAGGCCCUUCUCCCCCGAUUUCUCAGUUUGGCCGUGCGGCCAGCUCUAGGAAGAGUCUUGGUGAUUCCAAUCUUAAUCCAUUUACGAAUGAUGGAGACCACUGUGUUCUUGGGGACCUUCAAUGCUGCAGAAAUGUUUUGGCACCCUUCCCCAGAUAUGUGCCUCGACACAUUCCUGUCUCUGAGCUCUACGGACAAUUUCUUCGACCUCAUAGCUUGGUUUUUGCUCUGACAUGCAUUGUCAACUGUGGGACCUUUUAUAUAGACGUGUGUGCCUUUCCAAAUCAUGUUCAAUCAAUAGAAUUUACCACAGGUGGAUUCCAAUGAAGUUGUAGAAACAUUUCAAGGAUGAUCAAUGAAAACAGGAUGAACCUGAGCUCAAUUUCGAGUCUCAAGGGCCUGAAUACUUAUGUAAAUAAGGUAUUUCUGUUUUUUAUUUUUAAUACAUUUUUCAAAAAAAUCUUGAAACCUGUUUUUGCUUUGUCAUUAUGGGGUACUGUGUUUAGAUUGAGUUAAAAACAAAUAUUUUAUCAAUUUUAGAAUAAGGCUGUAAGUCAAUGGGUCUGAAUACUUUCUGAAUGCACUAUACACUAUUUAUACAAAAGUAUCUGGAUUCCCCUUCAAAUUAGUGGAAUAGGCUAUUUCAGCCACACCCGUUGCUGACAGGUGUAUACAAUCGAGCACACAGCCAUGCAAACGCUAUAGACAAACAUUGCCAACCGUUGGAAGGAGUGGUGUAAAGUUUGCCGCCAUUGGACUCUGGAGCAGUGGAAACGCGUUCUCUGGAGGGAUGAAUCACGCUUCACCAUCUGGCAAUCAGACGGAAUAAUCUUGGUUUGGGGGUGCCAGGAGAACGCUACCUGCCCCAAAGCAUAGUGCCAACUGUAAAGUUUGGUGGUUGAGGAAUAAUGGUCUGGGGCUGUUUUUCAAGGUUCAGGCUAGGCCCCUUAGUUCCAGUGAAGGGAAAUCUUAACGCUACAGCAUACAAUGACAUUGUAGACGAUUCUGUGCUUCCAACUUUGUGGCAACAGUUUGGGGAAGGCCCUUUACUGUUUCAACAAUGCCCCCAUGCACAAAGCGAGGUCCAUACAGAAAUUGUUUUUUCGAAAUCGGUGUGGAAGAACUUGACUGGCCUGCACAGUGCCCUGACCUCAACCCCAUCGAACACCUUUGGGUUUAAUUGGAACGCAGACUGCGAGCCAUGCCUAAUCGCCCAACAUCAGUGCCCAACCUCACUAAUGCUCUUGUGGCUGAAUGGAAACAAGUCCCCGCAGGAAUGUUCCAUCAUCUAGUGUAAAGCCUUCCCAGAAGAGUGGAGGCUGUUAUAGCAGCUAAGGGGGGACCAACUCCAUAUUAAUGCCCGUGAUUUUGGAAUGAGCUGUUUGUCCACAUACUUUUUGGUCAUGUUGUGCGCUUCAGAUAUCUAGUGAGAGUACUGACAGAUGUUCAUCUGCUGUUGAGCUUUUUUUUCUGUUCUGAAUUCUCAGCCUGAGUCGGUGGACAAAGCCUCUUUAGUCAUACUUACUAAUGAUAAAAGCUUGCCCUGCUCUAACUGGUUUCCUCUUAAUGUAUUCUCUCCUCCUCAGAUAAGGACACCAUCAGUAAGAUCCGGGACCUGCGGAUGAAAGCAGAGGACUAUGAGGUGGUCAAGGUUAUCGGGAGGGGUGCUUUUGGAGAAGUGCAGUUGGUGAGAAUCACCAUUAUGGUUAUGCUAAUUUGUCCUGAGUGAAUCAACUUUAAUUUGUCUGUCUGCUUGCCCUUUAUAAAUCUGGUACAGACAUACAGAAGUAUGAAAUUAUUAUAUGGCUUAAGUCUUUGUUUUCAUCUGUAUGAAAGCCCAGUAUACAUCCUAACUGGACUCUGUUCUCCCGUCUCUUCCCAGGUAAGACACAAAGCCACGAGGAAGGUGUACGCCAUGAAGCUGCUUAGCAAGUUUGAGAUGAUCAAGAGGUCGGAUUCUGCUUUCUUCUGGGAGGAGAGGGACAUCAUGGCCUUUGCCAACAGCGCCUGGGUUGUGCAGGUAUGGAUCAUUGAAUAACACACAGUUCUUUAUAGUGACUCCCUAGUCUCGUCCUCACUUUGCCUACUAGGAACAAUCUGCAAGGAAGGACGGUGAUUGAGUUUCAGGCCAACAACAGAAUAUUCAUGCAAUUUCUAUUUUUUGCUCUUUUCCUUUCUAUUCCUCCUAUUUAGGUUUGGUCACUAACCCUAAGCUCUUCCCCCCAGCUGUUUUAUGCGUUCCAGGAUGACCGCUACCUCUACAUGGUGAUGGAGUACAUGCCCGGCGGAGACCUGGUCAACUUGAUGAGCAACUAUGACGUCCCUGAGAAGUGGGCCCGUUUCUACACCGCUGAGGUGGUGCUGGCUCUGGACGGGAUCCACGCCAUGGGUUUCAUACACCGGUAUACUCUUACUGGACUUCUCUUUCUCUCCUCGUCUCGUCUUAUCCUCUCUUCACUUCCACUGUAAAGGUUGCUCUUGAAUGUCUCUACUUCUACCUCAGUUCUGUAGUGGCAGUUCUCGCCACUCUUCCAAAACCUCCCUGAAUUUGAGAAAGCUGGUCUUUCUCUCGACUGGGAUUUAAAUCGGCAGUUUAAUGUACCGUUGUUGGUUUGAGAAUGCCUUGGUUGUAUAAUAUCAUGUCUUAGGUUUGAGAGCUGCUGGUUUGUUAUAUUACUGUAUUUUUUGUCUUUUCAGGGACGUGAAGCCUGAUAACAUGUUGCUAGACAAAGCAGGCCACUUGAAGUUGGCAGACUUUGGGACCUGUAUGAAAAUGAACAAGGUAGCUAUCGCACUAGCCUUCCAACGCACCAUGACUGAUAAUGAGGAGUUAGUUGACACUUUAACACCCUGUAGAGUAGACUGUUGUAGAGGUCUUCUUGGAUCCCGAAAUGGAGAUCCGAACCGAAUUGGAUCUGCGAAAUUCCUAUCCGACACCAACAUGUUUUUUUUUUUUUUAAGAUAAUACCGGAUCCGAGGUGGACCAGAUCCAACCCAAAAUAUGUCAGAGAUGAGGGAGAAUCGAAUCCAAAUUGGCUCGGGUCUGUAUCGGACCCAAAUGGAUCCGAACGAUAAAAAAUGCAGCUUUAUUGCUGCGCAAGCCAGGAUAAUUUUUUGACUUGUCUGGCAGGAAGUGAACGUUAACGUUUCACAUACAUUUUCUCUUGUAGGCCUAUCUAUAAUGAUUUAGUUGUGGUCUACACUACAGCUUAGUAUUUUAAUUAAUGACAUCCAUAAUUUAAAAUGUCGACACAAGAAGAAGGGAAGGAGUGUGUGAUGAAGACACACUAUAGAUGCAUCUCUCUCCAGAAUGUGCUCUCUGUCUCCCGCUAAUCGCUCUCCAGAAUGCGCUCUCUGUCUUCCGCUAAUCCGUGUGCAUUCAUUGUUUCAUUUUGUGAAUUGUUUGCCCUUUGUUUUUUUGUUUUUUUUAAUAUAUAUUUUGCUUGAGCACACAGGAGUAUCCCAAUUUGGGGAUGUCUGAUAGUAUUUCUGAUUGUCUUAUGAGCUGCGGAGGUUCUCAAAGUAUUAUUUUUUUGUCACCUCACACAGAAAGUCAACCGUGUUUUACAUCCAUUGCGAAUGACAAUAGAUCCUCACUGUAUUUCAAAAAUCUUUCCAACACUCCUUUUCAAUAAUACUAAGUAUGGACCGCGCCUCUGUGUGAAAUUGCAACAUAUUGCUGAUCCCAUAUCUCCAGUGGAAACGUCAUAAAAUAGGCUACCUGAACACUUCUCCUUUGCGCAAAUACAGCUGUGUCAGUUCCGAGCUCAUUGGCGAAGGAAACAGUGAGGGCCCAGUUGAAACAGUGUUGCAUGGUAUACCGAAACUUCGAUACGUUUUUCGAUUCUAGAACAUGAAAAACUGUUCUAGAAUUUGUUAAUUUCGGUACUUCUGUCAAAUGUGUCUCACAUAGUCUACUGAUUGAGAGCGAAUCAAGUCUAUCAGUGCAGCCAGUGUCCCCUUAUAGCGCGAGAGCACUGUGCCUGCUCCACUUACUCAUUGCUAGCUCUAGCCUGUCCUGAGGAACCACUGCACUCAGUGGGAGUCUGGGCUGCAUCACUGCUUAUGCAGCACAGAAGUUAAAGUUGAAAUUGUUAAUUACUGUUUGCCAAGCAAUGUCCAUACAGUCUAGAACACUACAAUGUAAGACAAUACCGGUAGCUUCUAGCUUUGUAGGCUAACUUUCCUUGCUAGCUUACAGCUGAAGCGAACAUCCAAUUCACUACCCUAGUACCUUGUUUAUGAUACCAUAACUCAAAAUAUUUCAAAGCUGAUUGUCACCAAAAACGUUAUUAAUUCACUUAGUCUCCCCCACCUCACGUCUCUCCCAGUCAAGAUCAUCUUAGCUCUAGCCUCAAACUGACUGUGUGUGUGAAUGAUGGCAUGGGUCUUUAAGGGACAGUGCACACUUUUAUGAAAGAGAUUGCUUUAUCUAUGCAAAUGUUGUUGAUCAGUAGAACUAAAUAAGUACCAAAUGGAUUGUUUUUCAUCUGUAACCCCAUGAAAUCAGCCAAAACAAGCUCCUAUUGAAUAUGCAUUCACCUGUAUUGUGAAUAGGCCUAGGCUGCAUCUUGAUUGACAUUUUAGUCAUUUAGCAAACGCUCUUAUCCAGUGAGUGCAUACAUUUUUCAUACUGGCCCCCCAUGGGAAUCGAAUCCACAACCCUGGCGUUGCAAGCACCAUGCUCUACCAACUGAACUACAGGAGGGCAGUUUAUCAAUAGACUAGAGGUUUACCAUUCAAAUAAAUGAUUACCAUUAUGUAGUUAGUUUGGUUAAAAAACAGUCUAAUUGAUUGUUUGAUUGUAUAAUUGUUUCAUUAAUGCAUACAUAAAAUCAUCUAAAUGUUCAAAUGUAUUGAUAUUGAACUCGAAAGAUCUGUCUGGAUCAAGUGCCAUCUGUGACAGGCUAAUACGCCUUCUUUUUUUGCUGUGGUAUCGUUUUGGUAUUGAGUAUCGUGAUGUAUCGAGUUUUGUGAUACUAAACCUGGUAUGGAAGUCAACAUUCUGGUAUCGUGACAACACUAGCUGCAAGUUCGCUAUAGUGAGCUCAAGCCAGACAGAGAGAGAGGCAGACAGGCGGAGGAGAGAGAUUAAUGCUUUUGAAUGAACCGACUGCCAUGCAUAGCAAAUUUGAUUUAUAGAGGAUAUUUAUUUUCAUCAGGAUAUCUUCAAAUAUAAUUAAGGAUCUGAUCGGUAUUUCACUUAUUUUCAGACAGAUCCGAGGUCCAUGGACACCGAGCGUGAUCCGACCCGGGAUCCGAGGGUUAACUACAGAAUUUAGCAUAGUGAUAUUCAAAUAAUAUCAUUACUUUUUUUUUUUGGAAUAUCCCCCCCCUCCCAAAAAAUAAGUUGGUCUUGUCUCUCUUGACCAAUCAAAAUGAAGCAAAUGCACAUGGCAGAGGAAAACCGCUAACACAACAGUGAAAAGAGAAGUCAAGAUUUUCGCCAUUCAUGAUAGAACUGAUUCUGAAACAAAAAGGUUUUCUGGUGAGUGUCCACGUCUUGUGGAAACUACAUUAGGUGUGCGCCUGUUAUUGCUAUUUGAAGUGGGAAAAUUGCAUACCGAUGUCAGGGCAGACUGGAGGGCUAGGCCCUAGCUCAACGCACCGUUAGAAAAACUACAUUUAAAAGUUUAUUUUAUUUUAUUGAAUUAAGAAUUUCAAAUGUCAUGGUAUAUCCUUGUAAGUAGCUAACAAUGUCACAAGGAUAAUUGUAAUUUAAUUUAGACAAAGCUUUUAAAUUGUUUUUUCCAAAGAUUAACUCACUCAAGUAAUCGAAUACUAACAGCUGUUUAGAUAUUGAAUUAAUCGAUUAACCGUGCCCGUCCCUAGUGACGGUUCAUCAAUCUUUAGAACAGUUUAGCAGUUUCUAACACAUUUACUUUGCAUUUUUCCUCUUACAUAUCAACACAUAGGCCUACAAUUGAUUUGCUUUCUUGAACUGUGACAGCUUAUGUAUUUUAGGCAGAGCAUAUAAGCAGAGGUACGAUGCGACACAGCAGUGUUUAUGAAUACAGUAGAAUAGCCGUUUAAUAUGAUGCUGUGUUUCAGGAUGGUAUGGUACGAUGCGACACAGCAGUGGGAACGCCAGACUACAUUUCGCCAGAGGUACUAAAAUCCCAAGGAGGAGAUGGAUAUUAUGGCCGGGAGUGUGACUGGUGGUCCGUGGGAGUCUUCCUGUAUGAAAUGCUCGUCGGUGAGUCGCUAUACGAGACCUUUUCUCACACUGUUACGAUGGGGAAACAAACUGAUCAUAUGAACCUCCUAUUGUAUUUCUGGAGCAGAGUAUUCCCAUUAACUCGCAAACAGGACAUAACAAUUUCCCCUUGUUAGUACUUAACAUCUUUCCCUUGUAUAAUUUUGCACUAAACACACCAUGAAUCCAUACUAUACAAUGAGGAAGUUGCAAAGAAUACUAUCAUGUGUUUCACAUUGCCCACUGGCAGCAAAUCACAUGCUGACUAAAGAAAACAUUUCACACACUGAACCUGGGUGGAUGUGGUCUCUGGAAUGACCCCGGACUUCCAGUGUUUUUGUGUUUAUAGCCAAGUGUGUGCUUUUUCAGUAUGUUUAUUUGUGAUGGUUUUGUCGCUACCUAUUGUAGACAUUCCAGUAACCUAAAGGAAGUGGAUAGGAUAUUCAACCUGCAGAUUCAAAGAUUAUGGUUAGGCAUAGAGAUCAACGUUGGGUGAAGUGUAGGUGUAAAGUUAAGGUUAGCAAACCACCAUUGUGAACCAUUGAAAAUCUGUUGGCUGUGUAUACACUAGCUAACCCCAAUGCCUGUGGUUUUGUGUGCCUAUAGGUGACACACCGUUCUACGCUGACUCGUUGGUGGGGACGUACAGUAAGAUCAUGAACCACAAGAACGCCCUGACCUUCCCUGACGACAGUGACAUCUCCAAGGAUGCCAAGAACCUCAUCUGUGCCUUCCUGACUGACAGGUAAGAUGAUGGUGGUUCGGAGGGGCUCGAGUUAGAAAGGGAUAGUGCGAGAUCUUGGCAAUUAAGCCCUUUAUUUACUUGCUCAGUCAGCUGAACUCAUUGAAGGAAGUUAACGGUAGUUUUGCAAGCAAUUGCUAACUAGUUAGCGCUAUGACUGGAAGUCUAUGGGAACAGCUAGCAUUGCGCUAACACUUCAAACUGCAUACAGAGACAACAAAAUUGUAUCCAUGAGUUCAUCUGACUCUGGGUAAAUAGAUAAAGGGCUUAAUUGACAAAAUCUCGCACUAUUCAGAGGGGUUGGGUUAAAUGCGUAAGACACAUUUCAGUUGAGUGCAUUGUUGUACAGCUGACUAGGUAUCCCCUUUCAUUUCUUGUUUCACCAAUGAUUUUCCACAUGGACAAGUAGCUAGAAAGGGAAUAGUGUUAUGAUCUCAUUGAUUUGAUUAGACUUAAGUAUUUGAGUAAUCACUCAAACAUCGAGCUGUGAUCUUUUGAAGAGAUAUCAAUCAUGCCUAAAUGCUUUCACUGGGUUGUGCUCAGAGACUGUUAGAUGCAAAGCCAUAGACUCUGAAUAAUAAUGGAUAUUAUCAGUGGAUUGCAGAAUCACUAAACUGUACGUUGUUCUAUGUUCCUGUGUUUAAUUCGUCAUCAGGGAGGUAAGACUUGGUCGCAACGGGGUGGAUGAGAUCAAGAGACAUCCUUUCUUCAAGAAUGACCAGUGGACAUGGGAGAACAUUCGAGAUAGUGAGUUCUGUUCAGGUUUCAUGCUUCCUUUGUAACGCUCCUCCCCCUUAACUCUGUAUUGCUCUGUUGACAAAUGUUACAGAUAGCCAGACAUGCUAUAAUACAUGUUUUCCAAUUGACCUACUAAAGACAGUCACAGGAAAUGUCAGAAUAAGAACCAUUCAUUUCAGUCAAUAAGCACUGAAUUCCACGAUUUCAUUGUGUGAACCUGGAUGGUUGCUUUGAGGGUGAGAACGGGGAGGAAAGCUUUCCUCGGUCAUGUCCAGUAGGGAUAAAAACAUUUUGAAACUGGGAGGUACUACCUAAACUUGUCCAAUAAGAAAGACUCAUUUUGGUUUCUGUUGCAAAGCAUUUUUGCUGCGGUGUACCCUACUGAACAGGAGCCUGGCGUUAGUAUUCAUGUGGUCUCCGGCUGCAGCGGAGAGAUUAGAGGUGGGGGGCUAAAUGUAAAUCCAGUCAGUGGCUGUAGCAGCUCUCAGGGUCACUUUAGCUUUAGCAAAACGCAGACCAUCCAAAAAGCUGUGUUUUAAUAGAUUUCACCUGCAUUCUAAUUAAACAAACGGACAAUAAAUACAUAUACAUGGGUCUGCUCAGUGUUCUAGAAUGCAGGAAAAUAUGGGUCAGUUCAAGAGGAUGUGAAAAUGUAGUUUUCUUUACCCUAUCAUGUCAUUAUAAUCAAUAAUCUGAAUGAUAUUAUUGCCGUAAUAUACUUGUAGCCCAGAGUUCAGGUGGGCCUUCGUGCUUCAGUAAAUAAAGGAAAGGAGGGGUGCUCAACAACAAUGACAAAAAUCAUGAGAAGGGUUUACCAAGAAAUACUUCCAAAAGGACAAAUUUGGAAAAAAAAGGAGUUGGAGCGCUCAAAAAAAAGGAAAAAAAAGGUGGAGAUUGAUUUCUUAUUGCUCACUUUACUUGUAGCCUACUCAAAAGUGUUGACGAAAUAAGAACACUAUAGGUGCGUUGGAAAAAUGACACGCUCACGACACGCAUCUGAUUAGUUCAUAAUUACAUUUACAUUUACAUUUUUGUCAUUUAGCAGACGCUCUUAUCCAGAGCGACUUACAAAUUGGUGCAUUCACCUUAUGAUAGCCAGUGGGACAACCACUUUACAAUGUUUUUUUUUUUUUUUUUCUUUGGGGUGGGGUAAGGGGGGGUAGAAGGAUUACUUUAUCCUAUCCCAAGUAUUCCUUAAAGAGGUGGGGUUUCAAGUGUCUCCGGAAGGUGGUGAGUGACUCCGCUGUCCUGGCGUCGUGAGGGAGCUUGUUCCACCAUUGGGGUGCCAGAGCAGCGAACAGUUUUGACUGGGCUGAGCGGGAAAUGUGCUUCCGCAGAGGUAGGGGGGCCAGCAGGCCAGAGGUGGAUGAACGCAAUGCCCUCGUUUGGGUGUAGGGACUGAUCAGAGCCUGAAGGUACGGAGGUGCCGUUCCUCUCACAGCUCCGUAGGCAAGCACCAUGGUCUUGUAGCAGAUGCGAGCUUCAACUGGAAGCCAGUGGAGUGUGCGGAGGAGCAGCGUGACGUGAGAGAACUUGGGAAGGUUGAACACCAGACGGGCUGCGGCAUUCUGGAUGAGUUGUAGGGGUUUAAUGGCACAGGCAGGGAGCCCAGCCAACAGCGAGUUGCAGUAAUCCAGACGGGAGAUGACAAGUGCCUGGAUUAGGAUCUGUGCCGCUUCCUGUGUAAGGCAGGGUCGUACUCUGCGAAUGUUGUAGAGCAUGAACCUACAGGAUCGGGUCACCGCUUUGAUGUUAGCGGAGAACGACAGGGUGUUGUCCAUGGUCACGCCAAGGUUCUUUGCACUCUGGGAGGAGGACACAACGGAGUUGUCAACCGUGAUGGCGAGAUCAUGGAACGGGCAGUCCUUCCCGGGAGGAAGAGCAGCUCCGUCUUGCCGAUGUCGUCAAGACAUAAUGAAUAAGAUUGUUUUAAUUUCAUUCUUUUACAUUCUUCAUUGUAACCACAAUGUAACAAAUAGGCUAAUCAAACCCUGGUUCGAACUCUAGCAAACAAACUAGUGUGAAAACGGCAACAUAGCAAACGUUGUCAAUGUGCACACUUGCCCAAUCUUACUUCCUCAUCUCACUCUCUCGCAUUGCUCUCUAUUUUGUCCUUUUGGCAGCCUGGUCAAAAAUGGUGCGUGCCUUAUUAAAGUAAGAAUUUCGGGACUCCGGUGCCCCCAUUGAAAUUGUCUCCCGCCACAUACACCCUCCCCGCAGAGAGAGAGCGAGUGGUUGUAAGCGAGAGGUUGGGAGGAUGGAUGAGACGUUUCAGAUCAUUUCAGCGAGUCUUCUUAAAUAUAAAAAGUUGGAACUUGAAAUUCAAUGUCAUGGUCAGUACCUGCGUUUUCAGCAUGCAGCAUAGAUUUUGUUUCUGCAUGGAAAAUUGCAGAAUUCUGCGUUAACGCGACCCCUGUCUCUUUAUGGGGUUUAUUAAAUCAUCUGAAGUGCUGCAGUCAGCACUUUGGCUUGGCCACACGAGUCUGUUUAUAUAAUAUAAAGAGGAAGAUAAAGACUGACAUAUUUGACAGUAGAAGAUUGUGAUAAGCAGAGAUGAGAUAUGAGAGUGAUGUAAAGUGUGCUUCUUGCACCAAAAGCCAGUUUUAGAAGUACAGUACACGCCUCAGUUUAUGACUGACAUUUCCUCUACAACAUGAUCUCAACUCAGUGUGGCUCUGCACCAAGUCAUAGAAAACUAGGAGAAUACCUCUCCAUCUGCAGUGAGUCAUGUUUCUCUCUUCUCUCCACCUUCUGUCCAUCUGCGUUUCCAGCGGCGGCUCCGGUGGUGCCUGAGCUGAGCAGCGACAUCGACACCAGUAACUUUGACGACAUCGAGGCGGACCGGGGAGAUGAGGAGACCUUCCCCAUACCAAAGGCCUUUGUGGGCAACCAGCUGCCCUUUGUGGGCUUCACCUACUAUAGCAGUCAUCAGUAAGUCUCACUCAGCAUAGCCAGGCUUCUACUACUACAGCAAUCAUCAGGAAGGCUCUUAAGGCCCUUUUCCUGGAGAAUUUCCAUUGAAACUGAUUUUUAGUCCAGGACUAGGCUUAAUCCGUGUCGGCAAAAUGGUGUCCAGAGUAUGUGUUGGCUCUGUCCGCUUACCCAGGCUUCAUCAACUACAGUCAACACUGUCAGUCUUCGCCUAGGCUUUUCCUGGUCAGCUCAGUUGGUCAGGAAAAACUCAAGGCCCUAACCACAGUCAAAAUAGUCAGGCUGCACCUGCUGGAGCAAUCAUCAGUUUGUCUAAUGUCAACUACAGUCAACACAUUCUGGCUGCACCUACUAGAACAGGGGUGUUAAACAUACGGCCAGUGGGCCGGUUCCGCGGGCCCGCGGGGCAAAUUAGUCGGACACCCCUGUACUAGAGCCAUUAGCCGUUUUUUAUACUGUCACAGAAAUCUAAGGCUAACUGUAUAACUACAUAGUUAAUCUCACCCAGAGCUUGUUAGACAUGCACAUGCGAAUGUCUCAUACUGCAGAGUAGGUAACCUGACCUAGACAAACAACCACAACAUGUUUGACCCAGUGGGAUGUGUGUUCACGGUGUGGUCAGAUCAUCAUUGGCUCAGGUCAGGGAAGUGUGGUCCUAUUGUUGUCUCUGACUAGAUCUGAUCAUCCUGUUGUGGUCUAUUCCCCAGGUUUUCCCGGAGCUCCAGCACCAAGAGUGUUGACAAACGCAGCAGCUCCACUAAGGAAGACAAGAGCCAUGUGAGUACUCACUUGGAUAUUAAAACAAGACACUGUUUGUUGCAUCUGGAGUUGCAUUACUACUUUCUGCGAAGACAAAUUGACUGCAAGCUUGUUAUAGGGAUGGGCACGGUUAAUCGUUUAAUUGAAUAUCCGAACGGAUGUUAGUAUUCGAUUACUUGAGUGAGUUAAUUUUCACACACACAAUGUGUAGGCCUAUUUUAAUGAAAAAGCUUUGUCUAAAUUACAAUUUAAAUGAUCCUUGUGACAUUGUUACCUACAAGGAUAUACAAUCACAUUUAAAACUCUUAAUUUAAUAAAAUGUGAAUGUUAUAAUGGUGCAUUGAGCUACUGCUGCUAUUUCCCCCACUUCAAAUAGAAAUUACAGCCACACACCUAACAGUUUCCUCAGGACCUGACACAGAUCAAUGCAAAACACUCAGCAGAAAACCAUUUUGUAUCAGAAUCAGUUCUAUCAUGGCGAAAGUAUGACUUCUUUCUCACGGCUGCUGUUACUCCAAACUACCAGAUUAAAGCAGUCUACUUCUGCCGUGUGCAUUUGCGUCAUAACACUAGUUUACGUUGACAUUUUAGUCAUUCAGAAGACGCUCUUUUCCAGAGUAUCUGUUUAAUGUAUUAUACGUUAAAACGUGCGUUGUUUAUUGUUCAGCUGGAGAACCUGCAGAAGAGGAUCUACCAGCUGGAAGAACAACUACACAGUGAGAUGCAGCUAAAGGACGAGAUGGAGCAGAAGUGCAGGUAUACAACCUGUCAGUCCGUUCCAAUAAGUCCGAUCUCAAGCUAAACAAAUACACAAUGCUGGGUUUGAGAACCAAAACAUCCUGUCUGUCUUUUAAAGAACAAUGCUCUUGAUCUGAAGUAGUUCCCAUUUUAGAAGAUCAAGCAAAGCAAGUUAAAGUGCAAAUCUGUGUCUUUCUUUAGGACCUCGAACACAAAGCUUGACAAGAUCAUGAAAGAGCUGGACGAGGAGGUGAGUGAAUAUCUAGGAUUCUGCAACACAUAUGAAGGCAAAUGGAUAGUAACGAUCUACUGUUGUCUACAAAUGUGUAAAAAAAACGAAUAAUAUAGGGUCUAAAUGCUCUGUACUUUGAGGACUUACUCCUGUCCUCCCUCCCCUCCCCUCCCAGGCCAACGUGAGGAAGGGUGUGGAGGCCAGCAUUUCCCUGCUGGAGAAAGACAAGAUGAUGAUCCAGCACCGAGCCACCGAGUACCAAAGAAAGGCCGACAAUGAGGCCGAGAAGAGACGCAACUUGGAGAACGAGGGUAAGGAUUCUUACAAAAUGUUCCCUCUCUGUCAUUUACUCUUUCAUUUAAUCUCUCUUCAAUCUCCCCCUGUUUUAGUCAACACCUCUGUUUUAUAAUCGUGUCUAUAACAAGUGUUUGUAACACUGAUUAGGAACAAAUAUGAUUGUAGGCGUGUACAGUAUUACAGUACUUUACAUGUUCAUAAAGCAUAUAAUGUAUACAAGUGGUUUGGGCAUUAUAUUGACAGGGUUAAUGCUACUACAGGAUAAUCCAUGAUAAGAUCUCUCCCCAGGGCUGUAGCGGUUAGAGCCUAAAGGUCACUGGUUCGAAUACCCGAGCCGGCAAGGUGAAAAAUCUGUUAAUGUGCUCUUGAGCAAGGCACUUAACCCUAAUUUGCUCCAGGGGCGCCGUACUACUAUGGCUGACCCUGUAAAACAACACAUUUCACUGCACCUAUUCGGUUAUAUUUUGGGGGGGGCAUCCCUCACCUCCCUGAUGUUAGUGUGUGUCCCUGAUGUCUGGGGUGCGUCCCAAAUGGCACCUUGUUCCAUAUAUAGUGGACUACUUUUGACGGGGGCCCAUAGGGAAUAGGGUGCCAUUUAGGACGUAGCCUUGAUCUGGCCCAAACAGAUGUUUGUCCCAACUGGAUUACUACUCACCCUGGCCAGGCAAGUCUAGAGCAGCUUGACCUGCUAGUCUGGUUGUCUGCUAGCCUCUGACCCUCUGACUAGCAGUCUUAACCCAGACACACACCACCUGAGACCCUCCCAUUGCUGUAAACUAAGUGGAUUCACCAGAUCCGAUACCAACAUGUGCAUAAACAGAGCACUUUAAAUGCAACGCAUGAGCAAAUCCCAUGCACAAAAAACUGUUUCUUGAUACAGUAAGUGUAGUGUAGUGUCAUGUUUUGAAAGGGAGACGUGUGUGUGUGUGUGGUGUGUGUGAUUGACUUAUCUUACUCUCUCUUCUCAGUGUCCACUCUGAAGGAGCAGCUUGAGGCCAUGAGGAAAAUCUGCCAAAACUCUCAGGCCUCAAAUGACAAAAUCCUACAGUUGCAGAAUCAGGUACAGUAACACACACACACUGCUCUCUCUGAUUACCAUCCACACAGCACAGGGGUCAUUCUAGGUGUGAGGGGGUUGUUUGAGGUCUGUGUCAAUGUAGUAGUCGGCUCAUCCGAUCAGAGGGUCAGAAUGUGUGUCAAAGGUACAGACAGUGAAGGGAAGGGGAUGUUAGUUUUGAUGUGUGAGAUGGGUGAAGGAGAGGGCAGGCCAGGUUUUAACCACAGAUCAAGGAUCAGAUUACUCCACCCUAAAUCUGAACCAUAACAAGGAUGAACGAUAUCUGACCCUGUGUCAUCACCCUAUGGCUUUGUUGCAUUACAUGUACAGUUGAAGUCGAAAGUUUACAUACACUUAGGUUGGAGUCAUUAAAACUUGUUUUUCAACCACUCCACAAAUGUCUUAUUAACAAACUAUAGUUUUGGCAAGUCGGUUAGGACAUCUACACUGCUAAAAAAAAUAAAGGGAACACUUAAACAACACAAUGUAACUCCAAGUCAAUCACACUUCUGUGAAAUCAAACUGUCCACUUAGGAAGCAACACUGAUUAACACUGAUUUCACAUGCUGUUGUGCAAAUGGAAUAGACAACAGGUGGAAAUUAUAGGCAAUUAGCAAGACACCACCAAUAAAGGACUGGUUUUGCAGGUGGUGAUCACAGACCACUUCUCAGUUCCUAUGCUUCCUGGCUGAUGUUUUGGUCACUUUUGAAUGCUGGCGGUGCUUUCACUCUAGUGGUAGCAUGAGACGGAGUCUACAACCCACACAAGUGGCUCAGGUAGUGCAGCUCAUCCAGGAUGGCACAUCAAUGCGAGCUGUGGCAAGAAGGUUUGCUGUGUCUGUCAGCGUAGUGUCCAGAGCAUGGAGGCGCUACCAGGAGACAGGCCAGUACAUCAGGAGACGUGGAGGAGGCCGUAGGAGGGCAACAACCCAGCAGCAGGACCGCUACCUCCGCCUUUGUGCAAGGAGGAGCAGGAGGAGCACUGCCAGAGCCCUGCAAAAUGACCUCCAGCAGGCCACAAAUGUGCAUGUGUCUGCUCAAACGGUCAGAAACAGACUCCAUGAGGGUGGUAUGAGGGCCCGACGUCCACAGGUGGGGGUUGUGCUUACAGCCCAACACCGUGCAGGACGUUUGGCAUUUGCCAGAGAACACCAAGAUUGGCAAAUUCGCCACUGGCGCCCUGUGCUCUUCACAGAUGAAAGCAGGUUCACACUGAGCACAUGUGACAGACGUAACAGAGUCUGGAGACGCCGUGGAGAACGUUCUGCUGCCUGCAACAUCCUCCAGCAUGACCGGUUUGGCGGUGGGUCAGUCAUGGUGUUGGGUGGCAUUUCUUUGGGGGGCCGCACAGCCCUCCAUGUGCUCGCCAGAGGUAGCCUGACUGCCAUUAGGUACCGAGAUGAGAUCCUCAGAUCCCUUGUGAGACCAUAUGCUGGUGCGGUUGGCCCUGGGUUUCUCCUAAUGCAAGACAAUGCUAGACCUCAUGUGGCUGGAGUGUGUCAGCAGUUCCUGCAAGAGGAAGGCAUUGAUGCUAUGGACCGCCCGUUCCCCAGACCUGAAUCCAAUUGAACACAUCUGGGACAUCAUGUCUCGCUCUAUCCACCAACGCCACGUUGCACCACAGACUGUCCAGGAGUUGGCGGAUGCUUUAGUCCAGGUCUGGGAGGAGAUCCCUCAGGAGACCAUCCGCCACCUCAUCAGGAGCAUACCCAGGCGUUGUAGGGAGGUCAUACAGGCACGUGGAGGCCACACACACUACUGAGCCUCAUUUUGACUUGUUUUAAGGACAUUACAUCACUGUUGGAUCAGCCUGUAGUGUGGUUUUCCACUUUUUAAUUUUGAGGGUGACUCCAAAUCCAGACCUCCAUGGGUUGAUACAUUUGAUUUCCAUUGAUCAUUUUUGUGUGAUUUUGUUGUCAGCACAUUCAACUAUGUAAAGAAAAAAGUAUUUAAUAAGAUUAUUUCAUUCAUUCAGAUCUAGGAUGUGUUAUUUUAGUGUUCCCUUUAUUUUUUUGAGCAGUGUACUUUGUGCGUGACACAAGUAAUUUUUCCAACAAUUGUUUACAGACAGAUUAUUUCACUUAUAUUUCACUGUAUCACAAUUCCAGUGGGUCAGAAGUUUACAUACACUAAGUUGACUGUGCCUUUAAACAGCUUGGAAAAUUCCAGAAAAUGGAUUUCAUGGCUUUAGAAGCUUCUGAUAGGCUAAUUGACAUCAUUUGAGUCAAUUGGAGGUGUACCUGUGGAUGUAUUUCAAGGCCUACCUUCAAACACAGUGCCUAUUUGCUUGACAUCAUGGGGAAAUCAGCCAAGACCUCAGAAAACAAAGUCAAGGUAUUGGAGUGGCCAUCACAAAGCCCUGACCUCAAUCCUAUAGAAAAUGUGUGGGCAGAACUGAAAAAGUGUGUGCGAGCAAGGAGGCCUACAAACCUGACUCAGUUACACCAGCUCUGUCAGGAGGAAUGGGCCAAAAUUCACCCAACUUAUUGUUGGAAGCUUGUGGAAGGCUACCUGAAACGUUUGACCCAAGUUAAACAAUUUAAAUGCAAUGCUACCAAAUACUAAUUGAGUGUUUUGUGAACUUCUGACCCACUGGGAAUGUGAUGAAAGAAAUAAAAGCUAAAAUAAGUCAUUCUCUCUACUAUUAUUCUGACAUUUCACAUUCUUAAAAUAAAGUGGUGAUCCUAACUGACCUAAGACAGGGAAUUUUUACUAGGUUUAAAUGUCAGGAAUUGUGAAACUGAGUUUAAAUGUAUUUGGCUAAGGUGUAUGUAAACUUCCGACUUCAACUGUAUUGAUGCAAAUUACAUCAGCAAAUUGAAGUCACAUUUUAUUUUCAUAGAGCAAGUGAAGGACACUGAGGAAUCAAGGCCUCAUACUGGACUGGUAUAGCCCUUUCAGAGAGUAAAAGUAGUAUUUGCCUAUUAGGUAUUAUUAGAAGCGUAUGAAUGGAUAUCAUUCUAUUCACAACAUUGGUUAAGAACAUAUUGGUUAAGAAACCCAACUCAGAAUCAAACAUUCUGCAGCAGCUGAGCGGAUCGUUUGUGUCAGGAAGUAAUAUUGACUCUGUGAGCUUUCCUAAUGGCCGUUUCCUUGACUGACAGCUGGAGGAGGCCAAUGACCUGCUGCGGGCAGAGUCGGACACGGCGGCGCGGCUGAGGAAGAGCCACAUGGAGAUGGCCAAGUCCAUGAGCCAGCUGGAGGGGCUGAACCGCGAGCUGCAGGAGAAGAGCCGCUCGGCCGACGGGGGGAGGGCCCAGCUGGAGAAGGAGCUGCUGCAGCUGCAGAGCACCCUGGACUCUGAGAGGAGGAGUUACAGCCAGGGAUCAGAGGAGAUCCACGAGCUGCAAGGUACCAUUUGGGUACAUCCCAAUUCUCCACACUUCUCCGUAAAGUGUGCACUCUUUAAUCUUUAUUCGGAUCCCCAUUAGCUGACAGCUACUCUUCCCAGGGUCUAUGCAUACAACAAAAAAUACAUAGCUAAGCACUCAGGUAAGCACGGUCUCUUAUACCAAUCAUAGGCUUUUAAAUCUAUGUAGGGGAGUGCACAAGUGCACCAGACAAGGAAAAGGGUGGAGAAUUGGAACACUCAUUGUUCUAUGAGUAAAUGUGACUUGGACACGACUCCGUGUUUGAGUAAAUACGAGGUGUCUGACUGCAACCCCGCAUUCACUUUGGGCAUGUGUUAGGACUAGACUGGAUUAAUGUGAUUGCCUACACCAUUUUAGUUUCCUUUACAGUAAUACCUCAGUCACUCUUACUAACUUCAAAUGAUCUGAAGUGAACUCACUCACUAUUUAAGAGACAGCUGGGGAAUAUUAGCUCCAGUUCAUUAGACAUACCCAGGCACUUCCCAUGCCCACAGAACUCAUAUCAGGCUCCGAUUAGUCUGUCAAACAGUCCUUUUUUAAACUGGAGAGAAGCACUUUGAAGAUCUUCGUACAGUAGGAGAGGCUUGGGGAUGAAUAUAUCUGAGGGAUUGUGUUGAAAUAUUGCUCUUAAUUCAGACUGAAUUUGAAGUGUACAGAAGUCCAUAAAUAGAAAAAUAAUACUUUAUUGUCCAGUGUCCUUACAGUCCAGACUUUUGUAGAUGUACAAAUGUCGUUUUCCAAGUCUAAAAGCUAUGCAUUAUGGUGUGUUGUCAACACGGGUUUAGCACAUUGCACAAAACACUGUUUUGAUGGUGACUCUGUUUCUCUCUGUAUGUCUGUAGCACGGAUGACGGGUCUUCAGGAGGACAAUAAGAACUUGAAACUCAGCCUGUCCAAAGUGGAGACGGAACGCAAGCAGGCCCAGGAGAGGAGCAACAACCUGGAGAAGGUUUGUGCCCUCCAAGUCUCUCCACAUGUCACAUACAAAACCCAUACAAUGCUUUCUAAUGCUAACACAAACCCUGUCAUGGAUAUCCAGUUACUUGUGAAGUCCGCCUACGGUCAGUUGUGGUCCAAAUGGAAGUAUCAAAAAUAAAACAGCUGUGCUCUAUAUGAGCUAUUUUCUUUUCAAUCUUAACAAAGUAAACCAAACAUUUAGACUGAACACAUCUUAAUUGGUGUGAUAACCAACUGUAUAUCUAACUGGUAUUUUAGUCCCCUUAUUCCCAGUCUUAAGAGCCUCUCUCCCAUAAAGAUCAGCAGAAUCAAUGUUUUCCUGAUCAAGAUGGACGUUUAUUUUAUUUAUUUUUCACAUGCUGCUAGUAUGCCAAUGUCCAUCCUAGGGAUUCUAUAUGUAAUUCUAUGUUGUCUCCCAACAGGAGAAGAACAACCUGGAGAUUGACCUGAACUACAAGCUGAAGACUCUGCAGCAGCAUUUGGAUCAGGAACACACAGAACACAGAGUGACACGGGCCCAGCUCACUGACAAAUACGAGUCCAUUGAAGAGGCCAAGUCAGCUGCCAUGCAUGGUAUUUCUGAGCCUGUGAUGGAGCAAACCCUACCCACCACUACCAUCUGUCUCCUUUUUUAGUCUGUCUGUCCCUCUCGCUCUCUGUCUGUCUCUCUGUCUCUCUUUUUUAAUUUUCCCCACCUGCACCACUCAUACCCAGGGGGCACUGGAUGGAUAGGGGCGGAAUUCAGGGAAUGUACUCCGCUCCCCUCCAUGUGGCAUGCCGAGACUUUACCACCCUACGUAUUAAAAUCUGGACCCCAUCCCACCUUCCAAAAACAACAGAAAUUACUUUGAGACUAGCACUGUUUGAAGCAACAUUUACUUGUUUUCCAGCAAUUUGUGCAACAGCUGUUGCAGUCCUGACCUAUUCAAUGUAGUUCAUUUCAAAUGACUGAGCACAAAUGUCCUAUGUAAUCUGUUGGUGAGAAUAAUGGAUGGAUAGUUGCAACUGAGUGACACAUCUCCUUCCUUCCCUCUCUCCCUUCAGCGGUGCAGCAGAAGGUGUCGGAGGAGAGCGGGGCGAGGAUGCGAGCGGAGAGCAGGGUGGUGGAGGUGGAGAAGCAGUGCUCCAUGCUGGAGUUUGACCUCAAGCAGUCGGUGCAGAAGAUGGAGCAGCUGAUGAAGCAGAAGGAGAGGCUGGAGGACGAGGUGAACACCACCUGAUGUUAACUUGUACUGUCUGGGGUGGAUGCCCACAAUCACAUGCUUAAAACCUUCAACUUUGCAUCUCUCAUACAACCAUCUCUAUCAGACUUAUCAGACGUAAAUCAUGAAUUGUUACUAAUGGUACAUUUCACAGUAGUUAGGAUUCAGGCCCCCUAAGUGAACGCUGGCGAUUUUACCCAAGUCGAAAUCUCCUGGUAUAACCUCUGUGUAGUUAGGACAUACUGUUUCUCUUGUGUCCUAACACCUGUGGUUCCCUCCCCCUUUCCUCUCAGGUGAAAGGUCUGCGGAUGCAGCUGGAGCAGGAGUCCAGUAAGAGGGUGCUGGCCCAGAACGAGCUGAAGAGCCGCUCGCAGGAGGCUGACCGGCUGAAGGGCUCGGAGAAGCAGCUGAAGCAGGAGAUCAACACGGCACUAGAGUGCAAACGCUCGCUCGAGUUCCAGCUCGCACAGCUCACCAAGUGAGAAUACCCACCAAACUAGUCACAUAUUGUCACAGCCCACCACAGUUUGACUUGGAACUAUGCACCACAAAUAAUGGAGUAGGUAGAGUUUACCACUAGUCACUUAUACAAGGGUCAUGUCUUUUCACUAAUGGUUAUUAUGGUUGGGAUGGGGGGUUGGGUGAUCUGAUCCUAGAUCUGUGGGUGACUUCUAGCUCGAUCCUCAACAGGCCCACAUUGAGCAUCGUCUCAAUGCAUGUUACCUCUCUUCCAAAUGAGUGCAAUACCUUCCAGCCACACUUAUCGGUCUUCAUUAGCUAAACUCUAUUCUGAAAGUCUAAUAUUCUGUAAUAGUCUUUAGUUUUACAUUUUUCCUUCCUGCAGCAAGCUAAUACUGCUUUGGGAGUCAACAUUAAAUGGCCCUACAAUUGGUUGUUAUUCUAGUAAAAAGGCUCUCCAGCUUAGGGGGUAACUGUGGCAAAGCUGCCCUCCGACAAUGUUUACACCGCAGGAUUAAGGAUUAGCCUGCAGUCCAGCUCCUCCCACCAGACCAGACUGACUGGACUGUUAAUCCGGCUGCGGUCUGUAGGUUUCCGCCUACGGAGCUCUGCAAGGAGUGGUGGUGGUGUUAUUCCCCAGCUAAUUACAGACCUGGAACAUACUGGAUAGUAUAGUGUCAUUAGGUUCAUAAUCUAUACACUAACAUUUUGUGGCUGAAAAGUUAGAUUUUAUCAGUCUGAAUUUCCCUUUCAACACUGAUUGGUUGUUUUGAGAUGUUUCUGUAAUAAUAUGCAAUAUGUUAAUCAUGUGACUUGUGUGUCUGUCUUCCAGGCAGUACAGGGGCAACGAGGGACAGAUGAGGGAACUUCAGGACCAGCUUGAGGCCGAACAGUAUUUCUCAGUGAGUAGGACCCACCUACCCCACUACCCCACUCUCCUAUAACCCGGCUCAGUGGCUAACUUGAUUGCCAUAUCUCCUGUCUCUACCCCUCAGACGCUUUAUAAAACUCAGGUGAAGGAACUGAAAGAGGAUAUCGAGGAGAGGAACCGGCAGGUCCAUGAAUCUCAUAAGAAGGUGCAGGAGCUGCACAGCGAAAGGUAACAAAUCACAAAAUGGAAACCAUUAUAAAUCAGGCAUUUGUCAAUAGAGCAAGAAUCUGUAUUGUAAUCAUACGUUGUACUUAAAAUAUGGGGUGCAUCUUUUCUCGACCACCCUACUUUCAAAUCUCCACACGGAGUGAUUAGGAUUCCAUUUUAAACCGUGUGUGUCCGUCCUCCCUCCCUUCCACCAGGGACUCCAUGUUGGCCCAGCUGGAUCUGACGGUGACCAAGGCGGAGUCGGAGCAGCUGGCCAGGGCGCUCCAAGAGGAGCAGUACUUUGAGCUGAGCCAGGAGAACAAGAAGGCCACGGCGAGACACAAGCAGGAGGGCAUCGAGAAGGAUGCCACCAUCGCACGGGUCAGUACAGCGUGCCUCAAUACACACUACUCUCCUGCAUUGAAAAUGAAUGUAAUGGAAAAUUAUUCAAAGUCAGGGAAAAUGCAUCUAUCCAGGAAUGGGGGCACAGAGAAAACAACAGCUUAGAUUGUUUUUGUGCGUCUCAGGCAGCUGUAGAACGUCUACAUUUAAACCUCUGAAUGCAUCUCUCCCCAGCUUGAGGAUUCCAACAAAACCCUGACCAAAGAUGUGGAGAACCUCAGCAAGGAGAAGGCCGAGCUGGACCACAAGCUUCGCACUCAGGAGGAAGGUAGCAUCAAGACGGCAUUUUCAUAACUUGGUCUAAUUAUUAUAUUCUAGGUCUAUGGGUAAGGUCUACAUAGGCCCUUAUAUGUCCCUUAUAGGUCAGUUAGAUCCCUGUAAGACUGUCUGGUUUCCUCAGGCUGUACCCUUCUCUCCUGCAGAGUAUGCCUCCCAGAAAGAGGAGAUUGCAAACACAAUCAAGACCAACUACGAGAAGGUUCUCAGCACAGAGCGCACGCUCAAGACUCAGGUAAAGACACUUCAACCUUCCAUGACAAUUUACAUUACAGAACGCUACAUCAAUAGUUAUGCGCUCCGUAUUUACAUCCAAACACCUCAACCAGUUGCCCCAAUUUGUUAAACCUCAACCUUACCUCAACCGGUUGCCCUAUUUGAUCCCAACCCUCAACCUUGUCUUUCCAGGCGGUGAACAAGCUGGCAGAGAUCAUGAACAGGAAGGAUAUGAAGCUGGACACCAAGAAGAAGGGAAGCACCACCGACCUGAGGAAGAAGGAGAAGGAGAACCGCAAGCUGCAGCUGGAGCUCAAACAGGAGAAGGACAAGUUCAACCUCAUGGCCAUUAAGUACCAGAAGGAGCUCAGUGAGAUGCAGGCGGUCAGUAACACAUUAUACAUUGGCAGUCAAUUUGACAGUAGGGUCACAUUGGUCUCAAAAUCAUCUGACAAUGAUCAUGUGAACCUUUUAAUUAAUAGUAUGCUUUAAAAUAGAACAAAAACAACCUUUCUUUUAGGUAAAACAGAAUGUCCACAAUAGGGCAGUUAGGAAGAUUUAGUCAAAUACAUUCCUAAUUUAGAACAGAGCUAAAGUCAAUAGUGAAAGGCAGUACUACAUUCCUCCUCGAAGGUGCAGUGCUUCUGAUCUUCCCUAAAUUAACUGCAUAUUCACUGUUUGCCUCUCCUCUUCUACAACAGCAACUGUCUGAGGAGUGCACGUACCGCAAUGAGCUGCAGAUGCAGCUGGACAGCAAGGAGAGUGACAUCGAGCAGCUGAGGGAGAAGCUCAACGACCUGCAGCUGCGCAUGGACAACUCCAGCCUGCAGAUGGACGAGACGGACAGCAACAUCGCCGGUAAGGUCAUCGCGGGGUCAACUAACCGAGGGCAGCUGUGUCAAAGGACCGGCUAGGCCAAACAUCAUAAAUCCUGCUCGUGACGAGCCACAGCACACAUUAUUUAGCUAAUAGUGUUGAAGGUGUGAUGAUGCUAAGCUGGGACAAAAAUCUACAGUACUACAGCUCUCCAGGAGCAGGAUUUUGGAUCACUGAGCUAGAUGUUUGGUCCAUCAGGCUUGCUUUAAUGGUCCAACAAUAACCCUGGCAUGAUUUAAAUCUAAUCAAUCCUAGCCAUUCCAAGUUAUUAAACCAUUCCAUGACUGGUUGAGUUAUGACAGUAUUGUUCUGAAGCAGUGAAGUACCUACAGUGCAUUCAGAAUGUAUUCAGACCCCUUAGCCUUUUCCACAUUUUGUUACGUUACAGCCUUGUUGUAGAAUUGAUUAAUUUUUUUUUUCCCCCCUCAUCAAUCUACACACAAUACCACAUAAUGGCAAAGCAAAAACAGAUUUUUUGACAUUUUAGCAAAUGUAUUACAAAUAAAAAAUGGAAAUAUUACAUAUACAUACAUAUUCAGACCCUUUACUCAGUACUUUGUUGAAGCACCUUUGGCAGCGAUUACAGCCUCGAGUUGUCUAGGAUAUGACGCUACAAGCUUGACCAACCUGUAUUUGGGUAGUUUCUCCCAUUCUUCUUUGCAGAUCCUCUCAAGUUCUGUCAGGUUGGAUGGAGAGCGUCGCUGCACAGCUAUUUUCAGGUCUCUCCAGAGAUGUUAGAUCGGGUUCAAGUCUGGGCUCUGGCUGGGCCACUCAAGGACAUUCAGAGACAUGUCCCGAAGCCACUCCUGCGUUCUCUUGGCUGUGUGCUUAGGGUCGUUGUCCUGUUGGUAGGUGAACCUUCGCCCGGUCUGAGGUCCUGAGCGCUCUGGAGCAGGUUUUCAUCAAGGAUCUCUCUGUACUUUACUCCGUUCAUCUUUCCCUCGAUCCUGACUAGUCUCCCUGUCCCUGCCGCUGAAAAACAUCCCCACAGCAUGAUGCUGCCACCACCAUGCUUCACAGUAGGGAUGGUGCAAGGUUUCCUCCAGACGGACGCUUGGCAUUCAGGCCAAAGAGUUCAAUCUUGGUUUCAUCAGACCAGUGAAUCUUGUUUCUCAUGGUCUGAGAGUCCUUUAGGUGCCUUUUGGCAAACUCCAAGUGGGCUGUCAUGUGCCUUUUUACUGAGGAGUGGCUUCCGUCUGGUCACUCUACCAUAAAGGCCUAAUUGGUGGAGUGCUGCAGAGAUGGUUGUCCUUCUGGAAGGUUCUCCCAUCUCCACAGAGGCACUCCGGAGCUCUGUCAGAGUGACCAUCGGGUUCUUGGUCACCUCCCUGACCAAGGCCCUUCUCCCCCGAUUGCUCAGUUUGGCAGGGCGGCCAGCUCUUGGUUUCAAACUUCUUCCAUUUAAGAAUGAUGGAGGCCACUGUGCUCUUGGGGACCUUCAAUGCUGCAGACAUUUUUUGGUACCCUUCCCCAUAUCUGUGCCUCGACACAAUCCUGUCUCGGAGCUCUACGGACAAUUAUUUCGACCUCAUCGUUUGGUUUUUGCUCUGACAUGCACUGUCAACUGUGGGACCUUUUAUAUAGACAGGUGUGUGCCUUUCCAAAUCAUAUUCAAUCAAUGUAAUUUACCACAGGUGAACUCCAAUCAAGAUGUAGAAACAUCUCAAGGAUGAUCAUUGGAAACAGGAAGUACCUGAGCUCAAUUUUGUCUCAUAGCAAAGGGUCUGAAUACUUAUGUAAAUAAGGUAUUUCUGUUUUUAAUUUUUUAUAAUGUGCAAAAAAGUAUUUACCUGUUUUCGCUUUGUCAUUAUGGGGUAUUGUGUGUAGAUUGAUAAUACUUUUUUUUAGAAUAAGGCUGUAACGUAACAAAAUGUGGAAAAGGUCAAGGGGUCUGAAUACUUUCCGAAUGCACUGUAUAGAAGAAUGCUGAUUCUCAUCUUUCCUAACCCACCUGGUUCAAGUGUCAAACUUGAACAGUCCAUUUGAAAAUGACUGUUUUUCUUUGGAGACAUGCCAACAAUAUUUGCUGUACGUUGAAUGCCUGAAUGUGCCUGUGGUUAAAGUCCUCUCUCAUCUCUUAUUCCCCCAUGUCCAGUUGGUUCUCCUUGCUCUCCUCCCUAUCUUUGUAUCUUCUGUUCUUUUCCUUCUGUGAGUAACUCGGAGUUGGAGCCACAUUGUGCCUGGCCUAGGCUGUGCUACUGUGUGUCUUUUCGCCUCGCUUGUAUUUUUUAGUUUUUGGGGUGAGAAAGGUAUCCCAUCCCUCUUGUAUGCUCUCACCAACACUUUUGAAAGGCCAUUCUGAGUGACAGAAGGAGCAGUCGUAGCCCCUUUUUGGGUAUUUUAAGCAAGUUGGCUUUUUUUAAGCAAGUUGUGCCAGGCUGGGGCCAUUUUCAUUUACUAACGGUGAAUCAUAAUUCACAUAAGCCAUUUGUAAUUAACCAAUUACAAUAUAGAACUUAAUUUAACAUUUCAGUACAAAUUCUAACUGUACCAUAUAAAUUAGUAUUCUGUAGGUAAUCAGUUUCAAUGUUGUCAGCUGUAAAUGUAUUUUGUGGCAGGUCAAGCUAUCAUAAAAUCUGAGUGACUCCUAAAGUAUAGUGACUACAUCAGAGGUUAGAUACUGUAACACUAGACAGCAACACUGUGUGGUUUAACCAAUCACUCUGAGCACCUUUCAAAACGUGUCUGGAAACCAUGAACCACACCCCCUUUUGAUCUCCUGUCCCUUGUGCUUUAAACAAACACUCCGUUUUUAAGUUUUGUUUUGUUGGCAUGUUCACCUCAGAACAGAAGCGAUGCCUUUUCAGAACCAAGGAACUCUCACACACUGGUAGUGGAGCUUUUGAUAAAUGCACUGUUCUUUUGUAGCCUGUGUUGUUGUGCCAAAGCAUGCUCUUUGUGUUGAGUCAGUAAAACGUUAACAUAAUGGAAAGAUAUUCCCAACGAUAUACAGGCUCUCAGUUCUCUGCUAUGUGACGGUAGACUGAGGCAUCAGAAGCCCCCAUGUUGGAUGGACAGAACCAUAGAAUUAUAAUCACUAAUCAAUUAGAAUUCUAUGGCUAGAACGGCCAUGCUUGGUCAGCCAUUGACUGAAUAGAAAAUUAUUUUACAACACACCUAUCUACUCCACGAUGGAGUUGAAGCUACCCCAUGAUAUCUAACUUGCUGGAAAAAUAACGUGGAUAUGACAUGCUUUAGUAAAGACAUUUAUACUGUUCUAUAUAUCCCUUUUAAUUCAUGCUCCCUUAUGCAUGGGAUCUAAAACUACUGAGCUUGAAGUAACAGCAUGGGAUAUUUUAACUCCUGUCCGUCACAUACUACUGUAUACUACAGUUCUUUUGAAGUGUAACCUAGGCAUAGAGACAUGCUCAGUUAGUUGAACUUGAAAUGACUUAUUAGUUAUAGUUAUAGAAAUAGUUAUCAUGGCCCGGCCUUGUCACAUGACUUUUUUGUUCUUCCCCCAGCAGAGUUUGAAUUGAAUCACUGCAUGGUGUUUUGGGGGACAGUGUUACCCACAGGUUUGGUUUUCAUUUGUGUCCAUCUUGCGUCUGUGUAGAAUCCAGACUGGAAGGGUGGCUGUCCAUUCCUAAUAAACCGAAUAUCAAACGAUAUGGCUGGAAGAAGCAGGUAUGUCACCUGGAAGAUUUUCAUCAAUUUACUGACAUUACUGAUUCAUAUUCAAUUGCACAAUACAGGUUGUGCUGAUGGUGCUGCCUAGUGCCUACUCCUUUGGGCCAACGUGAUUAUUCCUAACAUUAUUUAUUGAUUCUGUUUUUCCUUAGUAUGUGGUGGUGAGCAGCAAGAAGAUUCUGUUCUACAACGAUGAACAGGACAAAGAACAGUCCAACCCCUCCAUGGUACUAGAUAUCGAGUAGGUACCCUUGUUUUGUAGAUUUGGAUUUCAUUUUUUCAUUACAUUUUCUUUACACUUGCCAUUUGUUUUAACGCUGACAAAAUAUCACCGUCUUAGAUGAGUUUGUUUUAUGUGAAAAUGAUUGCUUGGGUUGUAAGAGCUCAUGUAACAGUGUGUGAGACGGUGUAUUCUGAUACCCAAUAAUCACGCAUUGCUUGUUGUUGUGUGCAGCAAACUGUUCCACGUGCGUCCAGUCACCCAGGGUGAUGUGUACCGAGCAGAGACAGAGGAGAUCCCCAGGAUAUUCCAGGUAGGAAGGAACCUUCUGACCUGACCAAUCAACCUUCUGACCCAUUGUCUUACGUCAGAAAGCACGGUAGCCGUCUGUACUGGUGGUUCAUGGCAACGCGGUCGCGUUAGAAUGACCCCAUCGGUCAGGUUAACCAGCUCAGUAUUUUUAGUUCUACAGUCACCUUACUUGCCCAUUCUCAAACAAACAAGUUCUCACAGUCUCAUGUCAGAAUUAGACGUUCAUCCAUGUUUCUCAAACGUCAAAUUUCGAAGUGUUUGGUUACUUCUCUGUAUCGUUCCAAGGUUAAGUUUAGGCAUUAACGCUGAAUUCUUGAGGUUAGGCAUUAACUCAGAAUGGUUAAGGUAAGGGUUAAGGUUUGGGAUAGGCUAAAAACACAAAUAUGAAAAACAACUUUCUAUCGCUGGAUUCAAACAUGCAACCUUUGGAACCAUAGGCAGAUGCUUACGCCCAUCCACCAUCCCUGUCCACAACAUCCAAGCUAAACCAAAACCUACUUGAAGGUAUCACUCACUGUUGCCCCCUAGUGGCCGGUUUCCACAUAAUCUCCUGGACGUCCUCAGACAUGGAUGGACGUCGAAUACUGAUUUGUAUCGGGUGACCUGCCUGCUCAAACAGAUGAUUACAAUCCCAUUUUAGAUUUUGACACCUGUCUUGAGUGGACUCCAGUGUACAUUCACAAUUAGUUAUUAAGUAGACUCAUGUUUUCCCCACAGAGAGACUUUCAAUUAGCUAUUAUACUUUUCAUUUAGAUUUUCUGUUUCAGUAGUAUACAACCCUAAAAGCACCGCUUCAAACUAUCCCUUUUAUAAAAACCCAGAAAUGUUUUGAAGAGACUCUUACUCUCUCUUGUCUCCCCCUUUUAGAUCCUGUAUGCCAAUGAGGGGGAGUGCAGGAAGGAAGCGGACAUGGAGACUGUCUCGCAGGGGGACAAGACCAACUGUCUGCCCCACAAAGGUCAUGAGUUCAUCCCCACGCUUUACCACUUCCCCACAAACUGCGAGGCCUGCGCCAAGCCCCUGUGGAACGUAUUCAAGCCCCCAUCUGCCCUGGAGUGCCGCCGCUGCCACGUCAAGUGCCACCAGGACCACCUCCACAAGAAGGAGGACGUCAUUGCCCCCUGCAAAGGUACAGUCAUAGAGGUUAGGUUAGACUGACAAAACCUAAAUCAAUGGUGAAAGGGGUGAAAAAAUAUACUUUAAAAAAUGACGAGACAAACUGCUCGAUGCUGGGUUUCGGCACCAAAAUAAAGGAGAGAAAGAAAAGCAGGUUAAAUGAAAGAACACACAAUUCAAUAAUAUAACUUGAUUUGGCUUUCGUUAAGGGGUGGGUUAAAGGGGAGAUGAACCUCCUUAGGGACAUCGAGACUUCCUGAGUUUGUGUUCUCAGUGUUCUGCCUGCUUUUGUUUCCUCUACUCUAACAGUGAACUACGACGUGACCUCUGCCCGGGACAUGCUCCUGCUGGCCCUGACCCAAGACGAGCAGAAGAAAUGGAUCGGCCACCUGGGCAAGAAGAUCCCCAAAACACCGCCCUCCUCCUUCCUGAGGGCGUCGCCCCGCACCCUGUCCACCCGCCCCGCAGCCAACCAGUCCUUCCGCAAGAAUCCCAAAAGCAUCACAGGCAAGCCAAGGUAACCUUACAUACACUCUCUGGGCCUGAAAUGGCACCCUAUUCCUUAUAUACUGUAGUGCACUACUUUUGUCCAGAGCAUCUUUUUCUCCAUAUAGUGCACUACUUUUGGUCAAAGGUAGUGCACUAUAUAGGUAAUAGGGUGUCAUUUUGGACAAAACCUCUGAUGGUCCCACAGGGCAGCCCUUUUCUAACUUCUGGUAUUGACUUAGCAGCACUCGUUUUCUAUAGCUUGAGGCUUGAUUUGGGCAAUACAGAACAUUGAGGAAUUCUAGGCUUCUAUUCUGGGGAGUUAAGAGAGGGUGUGCUCCAGUCCAGAAGUCCUAUUUUCAUCCCUGCUGCUGCUGGUGGACUGUCUGUGGCUGUUGUCGUCCAGUCCGGUCAGCCACGUGACUUGCUAUUUGUCUUCUCCUGCCCUGUGCAACUGUAGCAGGUCGCAGUCUCAUUAUGCUACCACAUCCUCCAGCCUCCAAGCAGCAGACACAACAUCCAGCACUUGUUGACAUUGACAACAACAACUCCUCCACACCAAAUUUACAGAAGAAGUCUUAACUUUUUACACUUAUCUCCUUACUGUUUUGGCUUGAUUAUUUAUUAUUAACUGACUGUGUUGAUGGUGUAUCUAACAGCAGCGGAACUGUCCUUUGUGGUUCUUUCUCGUUUGACUUGGGGAACUCUUUCUAUCUAAUUUGACACUAAAGUGUUGGUUGGUUUCGUUGACUAACUAUUAGGCCUCUAUGCAACCUUUCCUGAAGCAGGUGUCCCAUGUAUUGGUUGUUGCAUUUCCCUCUACCAAGUAUGAUGCCAGAGACCAUGAAAGACAUAACUUAAAUGUAAAUAAUGGAGAUGCAGUUACUAUGUCUUUAAACCUGUUUUUCUAUGUAAAAUAUUAACAUCUAUCGGGGGUACUAACCAAGUGUCAAAUGUCUUACACUCUUUUACUGGACACCUGUUUUCUCUUCUUUCUUCCAGCUAACCAUCUGAACCAUUGGAUUCUAUUGGGACUUUGUAUUUUGUCUUUCCCCCUCCCCUCCCCCCUCACAAAAAAGGAGAGUCCUUAUUUGAUAUCAAAGUCAAUUAAAGCAAUCUGACCAGCGCUGGAAAUUGGGACAGUUAUCUGACAUAAGGCAUCAGGGACAUUGAAAGGGCCUGCUAUUCCCCUCACCCCCUCUUCUCCUAUCCUCAUCCCUCACCCUGGAACCUCAACUAAGACUCCCUCAUCCAGGCACCACAUACUUGCAACUCUUUGUUUCUUCCAGAAGAUGGCGUGGGUCAUCGUUCCAAAACGUGGGACUUGGGACCUGA